UUCCUUAUCGCUAGAUGGCAGGUCAAUCCAAGAUGGCGCUGUCCAUCGGCUGAGUCGGUAAUGAACAACGCUAGAGGGGAAACUAACAGGAUGUUACGCAUAUUUUAAGUUCCUACGAACGCACACGAGAUUGAGAAUGAGUGUCAAAGCAUUUGAGUUGGUACCCGCCAUCGAGCGGGUAAAAUUAAUGUCUGACAAAGCGAAGUCUCAGAUUGAGUGCAUUGAUGUCUGUGGCAAGAACCUGUACAUUGGGACAAAUGACUGUUUUGUUGUUCACUACACUAUUGAAGAGAAGACAUCCUCGUCAGGCAGGGUUUCAUUUCAGAGUGAGAAACAAGGUCACAAGUACUUAGCAGUGAAAAAGGCCAUCACUCAGCUGCAAGGUGCAUCAGCGCUCAACAGGAUCCUGGUCGUGUGUGACAACACGCUCACUCUGCUCAACAUGUUUGACCUGGAGCCGAUCUUGAGUGGAGCAAAGAUCAAGGGGAUAACCUGUUUCUGUGUCAACCAUAACCCAUUGCGAACAAACCCUUUCAGUAUUGAGGUCUGUGUGGCACUCAAGAAGAAGCAGCUGCAGCUGUACACGGUAACAGAGGACCGGAUGAUCCACCUCCGGGACAUCACCCUGUCUGAACCAGCUGUGGCUGUGGGUGUCGAUGGUGUCAACAUCUGUGCUGCACUGACGUCCCAGUACAUGGUCAUCAACUCCGACACCAACUCCAUGCAAGACCUGUUCCCCUACGACAACGACCAAAUGACGCCAAUAGUCAAGAGAAUCAGCAAGGAUGAGUUCCUGCUGUCUGGCCCAAGUGCCCUGGGCAUGUUUGUGACAUCUGCGGGCAUCUCCCAGCGUCCACCCAUGCAGUGGUCAGAUAACCUGGUCAGCGUCAGCUACGUCCACCCCUACAUCCUGGCAAUGAAUGACGAGUUCAUCACAGUACACAGCAUCCUGGACCAGCAACAGAAGCAGGCCAUCCCCUUCCAGGGCGGGGUGUGUCUCGGGGACUAUGACGGUCGGCUGUUUGUGGCCUCAGGGAGAGAGAUCUACUCUCUUGUACCUGUGGCCUUUGAGAAACAGAUCCAAGCACUGUUGGCUGACAAGAGGGUGAAGGAGGCGCUAGACUUGGCCAAGAACGCCACGAAGACAGGUCUCAGUAGAGAGAAGUUCCUCAAGAUGUACCACCGCAUCCAGCAGCAAGCUGGCUUCAUCGAGUUCUCCCAGCAACACUGGCAGGAGGCGACGGAACUGUUCCAAGAGGGGGAGGUGGACAUCAAAGAGAUCAUCAGUUUGUAUCCUCACCUGCUGCCUGCCAGUGUCAACUUCGUCAGGUCGGCCCCCCCUCUCCAUGAAAUAGCAGAUGUCAAUCAACUAACAAAGGGAGAUGACUCUUUGAUACCUGAAUAUAAACAUUUCUUGAGGUGCUAUUUAGAAGAGAUAAAAGGAACCAAACAAGCCAUUGGCAUUAAUCCGCUGAUUGAUACUGUGCUAUUGAGAUUGUAUGCCGAGGUGAACUCGCCAGAGUUAAUUCCCCUGAUUGCUGUGGAUUCAAGCUGUGAUUUAAAUGACUGUGUAGAGAGUCUGGAGAGGUUCCAUCGGUACCAUGCACUGGGGCUGUUGUACAAGUUUCAUGGAGAGUACGAUAAGGCCAUCAAUAUCUGGACAAAAUUGGUGGAUGACACAUUGAGAGAUGAGAGUUUUUCUGGAAUAGAUUUUGUGGUAGAAUUUCUUGCCAACCUGAGUGACCAUGAGAUUGUGUGGAAGUAUGUGGACUGGGCCCUGGAAAAGGAUCAAGAUCAGGGAGUCAGGAUAUUUACUGAGAGGCCAGCUGGAGAGCUGCAGACAGAGAGACUGAGACCAGACACAGUGAUAGACUACCUGCACCGCUUCCCCUCCGCGGUCAUCACGUACUUAGAAUACCUCGUCUUUCAGAAGAAGCUGGAGAAGGAGAAGUACCACACCCACCUGGCAGUGUUGUACCUGGAUGCUGUGCUCAGCCUCAUGAAGACAAAUAAUGUCAAGAAGGAGGAGGUAGAUAUAGCGAGGUCCAAGUUACGCCAGAUGCUGCAGAUCUCCAACCUCUACCGGGUGCAGCUGAUCCUCGGCAAGGCGAAGGAGACGGACAUGCAUGCUGAAUGUGCAAUACUGUAUGGGAAGCUGGAAGAACACGACAAGGCGCUCAGGAUCCUCGUUCACAAGUUGAAGGACUUUGGAGCUGCCGAGAACUACUGCCUUGUAAACAGUGAUGGCAAGGAGCCAUCAUACCGCAAGCGACUCUUCCAUAUACUGCUCAGUGUCUACCUAGACCCAAGCUAUGAGCGAAAGGACACUCUGGUGGCACCUGCCAUGGCUCUGUUGAACAGUAAUGUUGCAGAUUUUGAUACAAACAAGGUUUUACACUUGCUGCCUGACCACUGGUCAGUAGGUCUUCUGUCCCAGUUUCUGACACGGACGGUGCGGAAGAGUAUGCACUGUAGUCGGACGACCCACAUCGAGCGGAUGAUGGCAAGAGGGGAGAACCUGGCAGUUAAACAAAUCUGUAUAGAGUUACAGAGAGAUCCUGUUAUAAUGAAUGAUGAUAGAAUGUGUGCUGUAUGUAACCGUGCGUUCAGCGAGCCAAUGUUUGUUAGAUACCCCAAUGGAGUUGUGACUCACGUGCACUGUGCCAAGAACAAAUAUGUGUGCCCCGUGACGGGGAAACUCUUCAGCUCCCUCGUGCCCAAGAAGGUGGAUAUAGAAGCUCGGAACAACUGGAAAUGAUACCAUGACGAAAUACAACACAAUCAUAAUAGCCAGAGGUGCACACAGACUAUAAACUGCAUAUUACAGUCGUUGAAGAAUGGUGGAUGUCAAGGAUGUUUGUCUACAAGGCAGGGACCUGGUGUGUGAGAUGCCAGUGGGUAGUGCGCGUUCAAGAUGAAGACUUGUUAUUUGUUGAUAAAACAUCAAUGCUUGUACAAUCUCAUUAAAAUCAGAUCUUAAUUCUUGCUAUGCUAAACAAAGAUCUGAGGACAUCCAAUUAAGGGUCAUGUCAGAACGACCUUUCAUCCAACCAUUCAGA
Molecule: messenger RNA, 3059 nt
Organism: Haliotis rufescens (red abalone)
Lineage: Eukaryota; Metazoa; Mollusca; Gastropoda; Lepetellida; Haliotidae
Product: transforming growth factor-beta receptor-associated protein 1-like
Exons: 22
Coding region: 137-2758 (873 amino acids)
Biological process (GO): intracellular protein transport; endosomal vesicle fusion; vesicle-mediated transport
Cellular component (GO): membrane; cytoplasm
Molecular function (GO): protein binding
Source: RefSeq, a predicted model, not a curated record